Molecule: messenger RNA, 1852 nt
Organism: Cuscuta campestris
Lineage: Eukaryota; Viridiplantae; Streptophyta; Magnoliopsida; Solanales; Convolvulaceae
Source: the annotation of a GenBank genome assembly
GUACGUGGCCUUUGAGAUUGAACUUCCGUGAUGGCCUAUGGGGACGUGUCCUCCAACGGUUCAUUUCCCCUCUCACUGCCCGCCAAAACGACCGCAACGAUUUUCCCUCUUAACAAUUUCUAGAGAGAGAGAGAGGGGAAGAAGAAGUGAACGCCAAGCUAGGUAUCUCUCGCUUUCAAUGGAGGAGAUGGCGAAAAGGCGGAGCAAUCGACGUUCUAGCAGCUCCGGCGACUCUUCCUCCGAUUUGGGAUCAGUAGAAAUACUCGUAGAAGAUGGCGAUGCUAUUCCAGGAAUUGCUUACAACAGGCCUAUGGAUGAAGCUGCUACUACAUCAGAUAUUCAAAACAUACCUCCAAUGCAAAUUGCUAUGCUAAUAGUUGGAACCAGAGGAGAUGUACAACCCUUUGUUGCCAUUGGGAAAAAAUUGCAGGAGGAUGGUCACAGGGUGAGGUUAGCUACCCACUCCCAUUUUAAAAAGUUUGUCUUGGGUGCUGGGUUGGAGUUUUAUCCUCUUGGUGGAGAUCCACAUGUCCUUGCUUCUUAUAUGGUAAGAAAUAAAGGUUUCUUGCCAUCUGGGCCUUCUGAAAUACACAUUCAACGCAAGCAAAUAAAAGAUAUUGUAUCAUCCUUGCUCCCUGCGUGCAUAGAACCUGAUCAAGUAACGAAAGUUCCAUUCGAUGUAGAUGCCAUCAUUGCCAACCCUCCAGCAUAUGGGCAUACUGAUGUUGCGGAAGCAUUGGAGGUACCAUUGCAUAUAUUUUUCACAAUGCCGUGGACGCCUACAAGUGAAUUCCCACACCCUCUCUAUCGUGCUUCACAGCCAGUUGCUUACAAAUUGUCAUACCAAAUGGUCGGUGGAUUAAUCUGGGUCGGAAUGCGGGACGUGAUUAAUAGCUUCAGAAAGAAAAAAUUGAAACUAAGGCCAAUUACAUAUUUGAGUAACUCUUACUGGCCAUCUCCCGACAUUCCAUAUGGGUAUAUCUGGAGUCCACACCUUGUUCCAAAACCCAAAGAUUGGGGGCCCAAAAUUGAUGUUGUGGGUUUUUGUUUUCUAGACCUUGCUUCUAGUUAUGAUCCCCCAAAAGCACUUAUAGAGUGGCUUGAAGAUGGUCAAAAGCCCAUAUAUAUCGGCUUUGGCAGCCUUCCUGUUCAAGAACCAGAAAGAAUGACACAGAUAAUUGUUCAGGCAUUAGAGAUGACUGGACAGAGAGGCAUAAUUAAUGAAGGAUGGGGUGGUCUGGGGAAAUUAAAAGAGCCAAAGGACUUUGUGUAUGUAGUGGAUAGUUGUCCUCACGACUGGCUUUUUGUUAGGUGUGCUGCUGUGGUGCAUCAUGGUGGUGCAGGAACAACUGCUGCUGGUCUUAAAGCUGCGUGUCCAACAACUGUUGUGCCUUUCUUUGGAGACCAACCUUUUUGGGGCGACCGUGUGCAUGCUAGGGGUGUAGGUCCUGCACCCAUCCCUGUGGACGAGUUCUCACUUGAAAAGCUGGUAUCUGCUAUUCAAUUCAUGCUUGACCCAAAGGUUAAAGAGAGGGCAACGGAACUGGCAAAAGCCAUGGAAAAUGAGGACGGGGCAACAGGAGCCGUGAAAGCUUUCUACAAACAUUUUCCUUUGGACAAUGCCACACCCAAAUCCCAACGCCGUCUCAAUGCCCGACCUAAUAAAACAUCACGCUGCCCUAACACUUGUUGUGUCUCUAUGUUAAGAUGUUUUUCACAUUCGUCUGAUUCUGAAAACGAAAGCACGCAGCCAUAUUCACGUUGAAAGUCGAGUCCAUUGUCUUCCUCUAUAAAGAACAGGCCGGUAAUGUAUUAUUCACUUUGUUUCACGACAUAAACGAAAGGAUACAAU